Molecule: messenger RNA, 942 nt
Organism: Pieris macdunnoughi
Lineage: Eukaryota; Metazoa; Arthropoda; Insecta; Lepidoptera; Pieridae
Source: the annotation of a GenBank genome assembly
AUGUCAGUGCCUACAACUGAUAGUACAGAAGCAAUUACAAAUUCCGGUUACGGAAGCAGCGAUGAGACAGCUAGUUUACUUGUAUCAGGGCCAGCUGUAACCGUUAUUAUUCCAAAUGAGAACAGGAGUGUGAAACCAGUCCUUCAACGCCAGGACUGCACUACACAUUUACGUCCUCAACUCUCCGGUGGACCAGGCAGCGAAGAAAGCGCUGCUUCGGUUAGAGUAGAAGAUGGGACAACUAGAAGUGUUCCCGAUAUAGAAUUACAAUGUAGAGACCAAUGCGAACGUCCUCAAACUUUGGUAUCGCCCGUUGCGAUGUGUUCACACCGCGGGUCCGUUACAUGUCAGCUAGUUCCACACACUUGCAAUAGAUGUCGUGCUUGUGAACGACGUCAGUCAACAGCACCAAUGUCAUCGUUACACCUAGCGCGAUCUGUAUCACGUGAAAGUGUUCGAUCCGGUCUACACUACCCAUGUGGAUGUAGUUCUCUACACGCCGUAAGCGCGUGUCCCGUAAUACAACCUCCAGCGCUAUUACUACCAACCACAAGCAACAGAAUCAUUCGACAAAGUUCUCAGCCGGAAUCUAGCGCAUGCGCGGCGCACUGUGCUCACCAUAGUCACCACCCUAGCGCCUCUCUGCGGCAGCUACGGGAACCAGGAGAUGGAAUUGCAGGAAUCGCGGCAGACUCGCUCAGAAUCAACGGCGGAAUGCGGCCAUUUAAACAGGGACUGCUCCUCUGCCCACAAACCCUGUCGCAGACCCGUCGUGCUCGGCUCAGGCGUGCAUUCACUGAGGCCACGGGAGAUACAGUAACCUACGUCCGAACGGUGGGCCCCUUUUUGACACGACUGUACAAUAUUAUUUGUACUUUUCUAUUGGUUGUGGAUACUAUUAGAAAAAUACAAGUCAGGCUUUUGUUUUUAAUUGAGCAGUGA